CUAGCGUUUUCGUUUUCCCCCCAAAACCCCAACCCCCGGCCGGGAUGGCCCACUUCGCCGGCUCCCCGGCCCCCGCGGGCGACGCAUUCUGGACCGCGUGCCCGCACUGCUGCUACGUGCACUCUUACCCGCGCGUCUACGUCGGCCGCCGCCUCCGCUGCCCGACCGCCACGUGCCGCCGCGCCUUCUCCGCCGCCGAGCUCCCCUCCCCGCCGCCCAUCGUCCCGGGGACCGACAUGUACUUCUGCACCUGGGCUUUCUUCCCGCUCGGCCCCGCCACGCCCGCUGAAGGUUGGGCACCCUUCACGCCCUUCAAUCCGGCUCCACCGUCCUCCCCAUCCCCGUCCCCAACCCCUCCCGCCGCCGGCACCGCCUCUGCUUCCGCCCCUACCCGCGUCAGACCCACCUCCAGGAAGAAGGUCGGCGUGUGCCUCAAGGGCAGGGCGCGCGUCGAGGCGGAGGAGGAGGAAGACGAAGAAGAGCAGGCGGCCACCGACGAUAUCAAGGCUGAGUUCGAGGAGGAGGAGGUGCAGGCGGAUUGGCUCAGCCUUGGUGGCGACAACAACGGGGGCAGCGGGCUUAACAUCAACGAGGCGGUGGAUCUGAGCGAGCUGGGGUUCUGCGUUGACGAGUCUGGAUUCCUCCAGGAGCUCCCGUGAUCGAUGGUGGAGAAGAAGAAAGGUUGUGCAUUUUGAUCAUACCGUGCUUGGUGCUAAAAAACGUAAAUGGUUCGAAAAUGGUAUGGUGGUUCGUAUAUCCUGUCCUAUAUAUCCAGUAGUUCGGUUUAGUUUCAGAUGGAAAUGUGUGGUUUAAGUGGUUGCAGACUUGCUAGGAUUUCUGCUUUGUUUAACGAUGAUCGGCGGCGGAAAUGCCAAAAUGUGUCUCCUUAUAUAUGUGUGGCCUUUGAUGCUCAAAGACAAUGUUGGAUCGAUGGCUUUCGUUAUGUA
Brachypodium distachyon (stiff brome) is the source of this 947-nucleotide messenger RNA. Its product is annotated as proline-, glutamic acid- and leucine-rich protein 1. The transcript has a single exon. Bases 45 to 659 code for a protein of 204 amino acids. The record is from RefSeq and is a predicted model, not a curated record. NCBI's taxonomy places the organism in Eukaryota, Viridiplantae, Streptophyta, Magnoliopsida, Poales, Poaceae.